GUUGUUUCGGGUCAGUCAUCGCAAUGAAGCAGUGCAGCCCCGCGCGCUCGAGCCGCUGGUCCAGCAGCUGAACGUAAACACGUACCACUAUCCUUGGCGCAGGUAUGGCAGCAGUGCAAGCGGGACUGCCUGCGAGGCAAAUACUACCCGCCGAAGUAUGGGACAUGAUCAUAUACCACCUCCGCAAGCACAAGGGAACCCUCGCCACCUGCUGCCUUACGUGCAAAACGUGGCGGCCCACUGCCCGGCACUAUCUCUUGCGACACGUUCGCUUGACCACGGAGCAUGCCUACGACCGCUUCGUGGACGCCCUAGAUCACUCGCCGAACCUACCCGCCUGCGUUCGCAGCCUAACCAUCAAGCGAGGACACGUCCCUCACAGCGACCCAUUCGAGUUCUCAUCUGUUCUGCUACGCGUGACCCAAUUGUCCCACCUGCAUCUCAAGUUUGCCACCCGCGUCGUCAUAUGCACAUCGCCGAUCGUGAACACCGUCUACCCUUUCCUGUCAACAAUAAUCCUCAGAGGCGGGAUCUACCACGGACCGAAUAUAGCGAGACUCUUGUCCGCCUGUCCAACCCUCCGCACUGUGCGUUUGAUAGAUGUCGACGGCGGACCAGUCGACGACGUCCCUCCCUCGUUCCAUAUCGACAGCGGCGGCGACACCCCUCCCACAUUCGACUUCGGGGCAUCCUUGGAGCCCUCCUAUUGGGACAUCCCUUCGAGUACCAUUCAAGAGCUCGUGUUUCUGCGAGUGUCUGAGUCUGUGGAAUAUUAUCUCCUGCACGGCGCUAUACGGUUCAAGUUUCAGUUGCAAUCUCUGGAGAUUGACUACGACUUCGGUGCCGAACACGCCUGCCCGCAGAUCCUUUGGGACUCACAAUCAUCGCUCCGAACUUUGGUGCUUCAUCAUAUACCGGACAGUGACAUAGAUCACUUCUCUGCCGUUAUGAAGGACAUAGGCUCAAUGCGGUUGAGCUCUCUGCGGUCGCUGACAUUCGAACCGGUGAUCCGAUGGAGGUCCACCAUCAACACCGGCUACAUCGUCGACAUGCUGAACCUGAUCAACACAGACUGCAUAGAAGAGAUACGAAUGGGGUUCAUGAUGCCUAGAGUCAAAAAGUGGGACUUCGAGAGCGUUGACGAAACUCUGGCCUCAUUCGCUCGGCCAAACAUACGGAUCACCAUAGUCAUUGUCUUCCUGGGAGAAUCCAUUUCGACACGCCACGACACCGUUUCGGUCGUCUCAGAAGGAUUUCCGCUACUGAAAGCAAGAGGAUCAAAUGUUGAAGUAGUAUUGACAGACAGGCUUGGCCGCUUUCUGAAGGAGACGUUCCGUCUUUGAGGCGGCCCGCUCCCGUUACCCCAGGUUGUUGAUACAAACCGACGGAUUUUUGUGUAUCUAUACUCUUCACAAGCUCAUUACAUAUACAAAUUAUCACGGAGGCAGC
Molecule: messenger RNA, 1449 nt
Organism: Rhodofomes roseus
Lineage: Eukaryota; Fungi; Basidiomycota; Agaricomycetes; Polyporales; Fomitopsidaceae
Exons: 4
Coding region: 105-1343 (412 amino acids)
Molecular function (GO): protein binding
Source: RefSeq, a predicted model, not a curated record